Molecule: messenger RNA, 1010 nt
Organism: Hibiscus syriacus
Lineage: Eukaryota; Viridiplantae; Streptophyta; Magnoliopsida; Malvales; Malvaceae
Exons: 5
Coding region: 324-866 (180 amino acids)
Biological process (GO): mitochondrial proton-transporting ATP synthase complex assembly
Cellular component (GO): mitochondrion
Source: RefSeq, a predicted model, not a curated record
UUAUUUUCAGCGCCGUACCCUGUGCUUGAAUGUUUUCGUAACCAAAAUUUUUACCGCAUUGCAUCUGCACAUAAAGUGUUUGAUAAAAUCACUCACCGAAUCAAGUUUGAGCUGAGUCGAUUCCGCACCUCAAAACUCAAAACAAUGCAACGGUUAACGUCAAGAGUCACUGCAACCACGAAAGUUUGCUCGUUGCUGAGAACUAUCCUCCUUAAUGAACCACCAUCUUCUUCUUGGCUUCCAAGCCGCUGCUUCUCUACUUUCUCUUUGCAGCAACGGGUUGAAACCCCAGAAAAAGUAUCGAUUCCAGGAGAUUUAUUGAAAUGGGGUUCGCUUGGGUUUUGCAGGACUUCGAGAUUUGCAUCGAUUUGAACAGAGCAAAGAACCGUUCACCUGACGACCUUGCUUCUAUUUGGGAUGAUUAUCACUUGGGAAGAGGUCGUAUUGGGUUGACCAUGAAGGCAAAACUUUACCGUUUGCUGGAACAAAGAAGCUCGGAUUGCCGCUAUUUUGUCGUUCCUUUGUGGAGAGGAAGUGGUUAUACAACAAUGUUUGCUCAAGUGCAAUUGCCGUACAUGCUUUUCACCGGUCUUGAAGAUUACAAAGCAAGAGGAACCCAAGCAUCUCCUUACUUCACUGCAACCUUUUACACAGACUUUGCCGAAAGCAAGGACUUGAUACUUAUUCGUGGAGAUAUUGUUUUCACCAACAAGCUUACUGAUGAGGAAGCAACGUGGCUCCUGGAAACCACUCAAUCUUUUUAUCUGAAUGAUGUGAGGUACAAGCUGGUUGAAUGUUUCAAUAAAGAGCCGCGUGAUUUUGAGUUCAAGGAUGUGUUACAAGCUUUAGACAUGCCUAUCCUUUAACUUAAAAUAAUAGUUCCUGAACUGCAAUGCUUCAUUCUGAAGAAGUAUGAAACAAUAAUGUUUCCAACAAAUGUCAUGCUUGACGGUUUCUUGUUUCAUUUUCAAGAAAAUAUUUAAAUCCUCCACUGUAGAGAGGAUGGUCUU